AUGGGGAGUAUUUUCAAAAGUCUUUCUGUUAUAAGAAAUCCAAUAAAAAGCUUUGUUGGCUUUAUUGAAGCAAACAUUUCAGUUUUAAAACAUUGUUCAAAACAACGUUUGAUCACAGAAGGCCAAGUUCUCCAUGGCCAUUUGUACAAAAUUGGCAUUUCAUCACAUAGACAUGUAGCAAUCAAAUUACUCAUCAUGUAUCUGGAUUUUAGAAGAUCAUCUGAAGUUGAUCAAUUACUUAAAGACUAUGAAGGGUUUGAUAUGAUUGUUCACAAUUGUUUGAUAUCUGCCAAUGUUGAUUGGGGGAACAUAGAUGAAGCCCGCAAGCUGUUUGAUGAAAUGCCCGAAAGAAACGAGGUUUCUUGGACUGCUUUAAUUUGUGGGUAUUUAAAAUAUGGUAGAGUGGAUGAAUCCAUGUGGUUAUUUCAAAGAAACCCUUUUCAGAAUGUAAUUUCUUGGACAGCUGCAAUUAGUGGGGUGUUGUCAAAUGGAAUGCAUUCAAAAUCAAUAGAACUCUUCUUGGAAAUGUUAAGAUCCGGGGUAAACCCUAAUAAUGUUACGUUUGUUUCUAUCAUAAGAGCUUCGACUGAAAUGGGGAACUUUUCAUUAGGAAUGACCCUUUUGAGUUUAGCUAUUAAACUUGGAUAUGAAGGUGAUGUGUCAGUUUGUAAUUCUUUAAUAACAUUCAGUUUAAGAUUAGGCAAAAUGGAAAUGGCUUGUGGAGUCUUUGAAAGAAUGGGGAAAAGAGAUGUGAUUUCUUGGACAGCAAUCUUAGAUAUGUAUGUUGAAAUGGGAGAUUUGGAAGAAGCUCGGAAAGUGUUUGAUGAAAUGCCUGAAAGAAAUGAAGUUUCUUGGAGUGUUAUGAUCUCAAGAUACACCCAAAAAGGUUACGCAAAAGAAGCAAUCAGACUUUUUCGUCAAAUGAUUGAAAAUGAUAUUGCCCCAAAUUCCUCUUGUCUUUCUAGUGCUAUUAAUGCUUUAGCUAACCUUAAGGCAUUACAUUCAGGCAAAAACAUUCAUGCCUAUGUCAUGAAACUAGGAAUGUCAAACGAUGUUUUUGUUAGUAGUUCACUAGUUGACUUAUAUGGUUCAUGUGGAAACACUGAAGAUGGGCGUCUAGUGUUUGACAAUAUCAAGAACAAGAAUGUUGUUUGUUGGAACGGUAUGAUUAGUGCCUAUAGCUCAAAUGGAAAUCUAGAAGAAGCUAAAAAGUUAUUUGAUCAAAUACCCAUGAAAAAUAUCGCGUCAUGGAAUUCAAUAGUGUCGGGAUUCUUAGGAAACGAAGAAUAUGGUAAAGUUUUAGAAGUUUUCAAUGAUAUGCUACUUUUAGGUCAAACACCCGAUGUCUCCACCAUUUCUAGUGUCUUAUGUGCUUGUGCAAACUUAACCUCAUUACACAAAGGAAAAAAUCUCCAUGGAAAGACCUUGAAACUCGGGUUUCAACAUGAUGUAUUCGUGAACACUGCUCUUGUUGACAUGUAUGCAAAAUCGGGAGAUAUCGAAAACUCUAAGAGAGUUUUCAACAAAAUGCAUGAAAAGAAUGAAGUUUCUUGGACUGCUAUGAUUCAAGGGUUAGCAGAGAACGGUUUUGGAGAAGAGAGUCUUGAAGUGUUUGAAGAAAUGGAGAAGACGAGUUCCAUUAAGCCAAAUGAGCUUGUUUUGUUAUCAAUCUUGUUUGCUUGUUCUCAUUGUGGACUUGUGAACAAAGGUCUUUACUACUUCAACUCAAUGGAGAAAUUAUACAUGAUCAAACCUAAUGAGAGGCAUUACACGUGUGUGGUGGAUAUGUUAUCUAGAUCAGGGAGGGUGAAAGAAGCGGAGGAUUUGAUCAUGUCAAUGCCAUGUGAAGCAGAGGUAAGUGCAUGGGGUGCUUUGUUGAGUGGGUGUAAAACAUAUGGUGAAGAUGAGAUAGCAGAGAGAGUGGGAUUAAAGAUUCAAGAAAUGGUGGAAAAGAAGUCAUGUGGGUAUGUGUUGUUAUCGAAUGUUUAUGCUUCAAGUGGGAGAUGGAGUGAAGUUAUGAAAACUAGGAAUUUGAUGAAGGAGAGAGGGUUGAAGAAGAGUGGAGGGUGUAGUUGGAUUGAAGUGAGGAAUGAAUUGCAUUUGUUUUAUUCACAAGAUGGAACUCACAUGGAUUUGAAUGAUAUCUAUAUAAUUGAAAUGGUAGUUGAGUUGAAUUGCACUACACCAUCCAAUUUAAACAUCAAAAGUUUGUGCUUGAAUUAUGGGACUCAAAAAAUCCCUACAUCAACUAAAUUUGGAAAGAAAGGAAACCCUAGAUUGAGUUUACAAACAAGGUCUUGUUUGGGAAAUGGAAAUGGUGGUGUUAGAAGUGAUGGGAUUGGAAAGAGAGAUGGGGUGAUUAUUGUUGAUCAUGGGUCACGUAGAAAGGAGUCCAAUCUUAUGCUAAAUGAAUUUGUGGCAAUGUUUAUAGCAAAAACCGGGUACCCAAUUGUUGAGCCUGCUCAUAUGGAGCUAGCAAAACCAUCAAUACAAGAUGCUUUUCAUGCUUGUGUUGAAAAAGGUGCAAAUCGUGUGAUUGUAAGCCCUUUCUUCCUCUUCCCAGGGCGACACUGGCAUCAGGAUAUUCCUUCCUUAACUGCUGAAGCUGCAAAAGACUAUCCAGAUGUCUCAUAUUUGAUAACUGCACCUCUUGGACUACAUUCACUUCUUCUGGAUGUAGUGGAUGACAGAAUUAAACAUUGCUUAAGCCAUAUUGCUGGUGAUGCAGAGGAGUGUGCAGUUUGUGUGGGAACAGGAAAAUGUCGUCUUCAUUGAUUUAAUAUAUUUACAAUUUAGCUCUACCUUAUAUUUUUUCAAUGUUGUGAUGAAAGAAAAUCUAUAAACAAAGUUUUAAUUUUCAGGUAGAAUAAUUUUUUAUUAUUUGUAUAAUCACUCCAAGUCAGAGUAAAUAGAAACGUUCAUUAUGAGUUCAUUUUAUCUCAUAUAAUAUGUCAUCAUACACCUUUAUGGCAGAUUCCAAACAAACUUUUAUUUAUGUG
This is a messenger RNA of Lactuca saligna, 2999 nucleotides long. NCBI's taxonomy places the organism in Eukaryota, Viridiplantae, Streptophyta, Magnoliopsida, Asterales, Asteraceae. The record is from the annotation of a GenBank genome assembly.